CCCAGGGAUCAAUAUUCAAUACUAACUAAAAUGUGGAUUAUACUGAUUUAUCGGUGAAAAAAAGACCAAAACGUAACAUCCGGUUAACCGGAAUGGGAUCCAUUUGAUUUGCCACAGAAAUUAGAAAAUUGAUUCCAGUGCUCAUCGAGAAUGGAGACGAAGGAGAUAGAGAAGCUGUGCCAGAGGUGCAAACAAAGCUACUCAGAUUCUUCAAACGACGCUUCCUCUUGCCGUUUUCAUCCUUCCUUCUUCGUUUGUCGUCGCCACGAUGACCAGAAAAGGUAUUAUGAAUUGAAACCAGAAGAUCCACCAUAUGCAGCCAAGUUCUACGACUGUUGCGGAGCAGAGGAUCCUAAUGCACCAGGUUGUGUCACCAGUCCUCACAUUUCAUAUGAUGACUAAUACAUAUAUAAAUGAGCUCUCACGACCCUUUUUUCCUUGAAACAUUUUGUAAAAAAUCUCACAUUUCUUAGUGUUCUUGUAAAACAAAAGACUUAGCUUGUGAUCUUGCUGCUGGGUACUGUUUUGAGACACUUCUUGAGUUUUGCACAUGGGCUACAGCGUAAAUUGUUUUAUUGCAUCUUAGGUGGGUUUUGUGAAUUGGGGUGUCUGAACCUUUUGACGUGAGAAUUUUCGCGAGGGAUUUGGACGAUUACAGUGUAUUUGGUUGUUCGUACACUUGUAAUCUUGUUUUCAGUGAAUGCUUGUAAAAGAGAGUGAAAUUAUGAAUUGGUCUGAUAGUUUUUUUUAACUCGAUUAAUCUGAUCA
Messenger RNA from Camelina sativa (false flax), 768 nucleotides. RefSeq lists its product as uncharacterized. Lineage: Eukaryota; Viridiplantae; Streptophyta; Magnoliopsida; Brassicales; Brassicaceae. The record is from RefSeq and is a predicted model, not a curated record.